AUGGCGGGUCUUUCAUUAGACCUCUCCCUCAGCCUUCUCUCCUCUGCACCUUCCUCCUCUCCGGUCGAGGCCGUCACAAACCUACGGGAUUCUCUCUCCAGCCCGCGCAUGGCGAAGCGCCACUGCCAAACAGAUCUUCGUCAGUCGCAACCGUCGCACGCCAUCGCGCUUCCCAUGAGGCAUGUGCCGUCGCCAGGUCUGUCGCUCGCAAGCAGCCUUGACGCGGAGACCGCCACCGAGCCCGCCGCUGAGCCCGUCGCAGAAUCUGUCGCCGCGACGUCGCAGAGGGAUAACGUGAAUUCUUCCUUUCACCUUCUUGACUCAUCUCCCUCGUCGUCGCCCCCGUCUACGGGCUCCUUCUCCCCCUCAUCCCGCGGUCCUUCCGCCUUCACCGCCCUCGCCUCCCUUGCGCACGCUCCACCGUCCCACUGCCUGCCGGCGCUCACCCCGGCGCCUCCCUCCACUCCGCCGCCGCCGUCGCACCAGCACCGUGGUUGGUUCGGCUCCGCCAACCCCCCUGCAAGCUGCCCUCCCGCGAUCUGCCCUACUGCAAGCUACCCUCCCGCAAGUUGUCCUCCCGCCGCGGAAGCCGUCUGCGUGACUCGGCUAACGAUGCCGCCCUCCGCUUCUUCCUCUGCUCUUGCCGCCCCGCAUCUGGCCACGUCACACUCUCAGCAGUCAACAGCUCCUGCGGCGCCAUAUGCACCAGUGAAUCCCAGCGCGGAUGCGGGGGCCGCUGCAGGUCCCGUCGCGGCUCCAGCGCACCCUAUUGUCGCGGGAGCGGCGCCGAUGGCUCCGACGGCGGCGCCGGCGCCGCCGGCCGCUGCGCCGGGUCCGAAGAAAAGGAAGAGCAUGAAGGACCGGAGGUUCCGCGGAAUUCGCGAGCGCCUGUGGGGUCGCUGGGCCGCGGAGAUUCGGGAUCCCCGAACCAAGAAGCGGAUCUGGCUCGGUAGCUUCGACACUGCCGAGGCUGCAGCCCGAGCCUACGACGCAGCCAACCUCCGGCUCCGAGGAGCCAACGCCCGGACCAAUUUUCCCCAGCCUGAGCAGCUGGUUGCCUCGGAAAACAAUCCUGCCGCACCUGGCCAGAUCGAGGCUCUGCCGACUCCGAUGCUCGAGGAGCUAAGUCCAACCGCCGGAUCAAGCUCGGAUGGUGACGGCGAAAACAUCGCGGGCGGGGAAUCGUCCGCGUUACAAGAGGAGGCGGAUGUGGUCGCAGCUGCGGAUAGCCUGUCCCUACUCGCCGCGGCGGCGCUUGCGGAAGAACCUGCUCCCGCGCCUGCGCCCGCUGCUGUGCCCGCGCCCGUGUCUGCGCCUGCGCCCGCUCCUGCGCCUGCCCCCGCUCCUGCGCCUGCACCUGCCGCGAUAGCAGCACCUUCAGCAGCGCCAGUCGCAGCGCCGGUGGCAGCGCCAGCUGCUGUGUCUCUCUCCCCUGCAGCUACUAUCGCCUCUCGUCCCACCCCCAUCGCCCCAGCUCCCGUUCAGUUCUCCUCAGGGCAAGCUGCGGCGUACCCGUUUGUGGCUGUUUCGCAGUGGCAGUACAACGCGCAACGCAACCCCCACCAGCAGUACAGCAACAACGUGCAGCAGUACCCCCGCGCGCAGCAAUACCCCCACUCCCACUCCGCCCAGCCGUCCUACUACCAUUCGGCGCAACCAUUGAACUCUCGCUCCGCGCCUCACCAGCAGCAGGCUGUAGCGGGAGCGCAGCCGGCGCUAGCCGUCCCAGCGACCUCCCCCUACCCUACCUUCCCCGGGUCCUGGGGACAUCCCAGCCAUCCCAGCGCAUCCGCCCAGUACCAGCAGAGCCUGGCUCCGCUGUCCGCGUCCGCCUCCGCGCAACACGUGUCUCUCUCCGCGCCUGCGUCCGCCGCGCUGGCUGCUGCGGCAGCCGUGCCUUCGCACCGGUCUCAGGCGGCGUACCCUGUGUCGCAGCAUCCGCCUCCUCCCAGCACAGGUGCUCCACGCACAGUGGUUGCACAGACAGUAGUCACUCCGCGUACUGUCACUCCGCACACUGUCACAUCACAUAAAGCGGCGCCUCUCAUGGGGCUGCUGCAGCUCCCCAAGUCUCUCACUGGACCAGUCCCAGCCGGCCAGCUGGCAACGCCGGUGGCAGCAGCAAGGCCUGCUGCUGCUGCUGCUGCACAGGGAGCGAUUAUUGUGAAAGCAUUGCCAGGACCAGCAGCAAAGUCGACAGGAGCAGCAGCAGGAGUUGGAGCCAUGUGCACAUCUUUGGUUCCCCAGGAUCAGUCGCCGUGCACAUCUGUCCCUCCAUCGGCCUCUCUGCCUUCUCACUCAUCAAGCAGCAGUAGCUAUGCUGGAGGCUCGGGUGCGGAUCAGUGCACAGCUGCAUCUGCUGAUGGCACAGUUGCUGUUGUGGAUGCGUCCACUGCUGUGGCUGCUGCUGGAGCUGAUGGUGCUGCGCAGAGCGAUAAGAGCGGAAACAAGAAAGACGGCCGCACUCGGCUUUUCCGUGGUGUUCGCCAGCGUCCUUCUGGUAAAUGGGUGGCCGAAGCCAGGGACCCUCACUCGCGCCGUCGCAUCUGGCUUGGAAGCUUCAACACCCCAGAAGAAGCUGCCCGGGCGUAUGAUGCCAUUUCGAGGAAGUUCCGGGGAUCUGCUGCCAAGUGCAACUUUCCCGAAGGAGCUGAUGGGAUUACUGACAACAAUUUGCAACAUGACAACGAAGGCUUCACCAGGUUUGGGGUUGAUGAUCAACCACCUAUGACAUUCCAAGACGAAGGUGCUGCUGACGCUAUGUGGCAAGAUAUUUUGAAGGGAAUGAAUUCGCCAAAGCCGAGCACCCCUCAAGGACCUCAUCCGGAAACCAUCAUUGAAGACCAGCAAGAAGCAGGCCAACCACAAAAUAUUCGGGAUCAGACUGCUGCACCUGAGUCGCCUGAACAAAAUGAGGCUCCAAAGCGAACAAGGCAGCUUAAACGGAAGGCGCGUCCAAAGAAAGUUGUUAUGGAUGAGGAUAGGACAGAGGUGGCCCCGAUGGAAUUCAACCGAUGGCUGCAAGACACGUCAAAGAUUAUUGGAAGGGUGAAGAAGGAUCGGAAGGCGCUUUUGGAGAAAUCCAUUGAAUCUCUCAUUGACCUUCCCUUGACUGGAAGUAUCACUAUGGACGGGUUUGUAGCUUCCAGAUGGUCCAAAGGAAUGCUGCGGACGUGGAACAGAUAUGUACGAAAGGACACAUUCAGAAGCAAUCCUGAAACAGACGAGAUGCAUGCCUCGAAGAAAGCUCGCAUGGAAAGUGGAAAUGAUAAGGACCCUGAGAUGCCAAAUCAGGCCAUGCUUGAUGAUUUCGGAUCUGCUGAAGCUAUGCGGGAAAGAAAUGAGACGCCAGUAGUGGCAGGAAAUGGCGUAAGACGUGAUGACGUGACUCCACCUGCUCAAGGGCUUUUGGAUCUUGAACGAACGAAGAACUCUUCGGGUGGGGUCCCACUUCCAAUGGAGGAGGAAAAUCAACCAGACUUCUAUAGAGGAAACCGGCCUCAAAACAUAGCAGAUUUCUUGAUGGAAGGCUCGCCACAGAUUCCUCAAAACUUGGCUGAUGAUUUGACUGCUCAAUUUCCCGGGCAGAGUGCUGAAAAGUUUUCUUCCAAACAUAGCAGCAGUGGACUGCGAGGUGCACUGAGCCAGUUUGGUGUAUCUGAGCCCCUGCAAGAAACGGAUGCAACACAGACACAAUUCCCUGCAACUUCCAUUGACAAGAGGACAGCAUCUCUUGCUGGAUUUUUCCGUCAGCAAGUCUUCAGCAAUCCAGAAAUAAAAUUCGCAUCACUGCAUGAACUUCUAGCAGACUGCAACAGGCAGCAAGCAGCCCGCAUCUUUUACCAAACAUGUGUUCUUGCAACGAUGAACUACCUCAAGGUCAAGCAAGCCACUCCCUACAGUGAUAUUGAGAUCCUUGCGGGAGGAUUUUUGUGA
Closterium sp. Naga37s-1 is the source of this 3936-nucleotide messenger RNA. The record is from the annotation of a GenBank genome assembly. NCBI's taxonomy places the organism in Eukaryota, Viridiplantae, Streptophyta, Zygnematophyceae, Desmidiales, Closteriaceae.